Messenger RNA from Cotesia congregata, 519 nucleotides. NCBI's taxonomy places the organism in Eukaryota, Metazoa, Arthropoda, Insecta, Hymenoptera, Braconidae. The record is from the annotation of a GenBank genome assembly.
AUGGCUACUCGCAAGGCUAUCAAAGCCAUUAAUUGGUCCGCGAUUGCCGAAAGGAUUCAAGAGAGUGAAAAGCCCAUUUUUGCUAACUUUCGUACUAAAUCUGAGGGCUACCUCCGACGCAUGAACGAGUUCCCAGAAACAGUUCCAGCAAUUGAUUGGGCUCAUUACAAAAAAAGUAUUCCCAACUCAGCAAUGGUUGACGAGUUCCAAAAGCAAUAUUCAAGCCUGUCAAUCCCAAUUCCAGCUGAUAAGUACACUUCAAUUGUAGAACAGCAAGAAAAAGAAGCGGCGGAACACGUCAGAAACUUCAUCACAGAAUCUAACAAGCGAAUUGAGGAAUACAAAGCUGAAAUUACUAAAAUCAGUUCAAUGAUACCAUUUGAACAGAUGACUAUGGAAGACUUUGCAGAACUGUACCCAGAACACGCAUGGAACCCAGAGAAACCAACAAUCUGGCCACACGACCCCGAGUACCAGCCUGGUGAUGAACCCGAGCCAAUUCCAAAAGGCGAGCACUAA